Zygotorulaspora mrakii is the source of this 1026-nucleotide messenger RNA. It is a transcript of the gene MTF1, whose product is annotated as RNA polymerase specificity factor. Gene Ontology annotation, molecular function: mitochondrial transcription factor activity. Gene Ontology annotation, biological process: transcription initiation at mitochondrial promoter. NCBI's taxonomy places the organism in Eukaryota, Fungi, Ascomycota, Saccharomycetes, Saccharomycetales, Saccharomycetaceae. The record is from RefSeq and is a predicted model, not a curated record. Gene Ontology annotation, cellular component: mitochondrial DNA-directed RNA polymerase complex; mitochondrial matrix. The transcript has a single exon. Bases 1 to 1026 code for a protein of 341 amino acids.
AUGUCUUUACCUGUCAAAAAUCUCCAGAUUUUAGCGCAAAUUAAGCAUUACUAUGGGUUUAGAUAUUUACUGAAUCCUGUGAUACAUAACAAAAUACUGGACAAAUUGAAUUUACAGAAGACCUAUGGCAAUUUCCAAGAUACCAAAAUUUUGGAUUUGUAUCCAGGACCUGCACAGCAUGCUGCCAUCUUCUACAAUAGGUUUAGACCAGAGCAGUAUACUUUAAUGGAAAAUAGAACCGACUUUUUCGAUUAUUUAAAGACGGAAUACUCUAAUUCAGAAUUGCAACUGGCUGAAAAAAAUCCUUAUGAGUGGUCGUCAUAUACCGAUCUUAUAGACAAUGAAAAACAAUUUGUUCCGGAUAAACAGCCUCUAACACAAAUCAACAACAGAUUUUUAGUAACGGCUAAUCUUACGAACGCAUCACACGAGGGCCUCGUGAUGCAGUGGUUUACUUGCAUUGGAAAUAGAAAUUGGUUACAAAGAUUUGGUAGAGUAAAAAUGCUUGUCUGGGUUCCAACACCAGUUGCAGCCAAGCUGCUAGCUUCACCAGGCUCAAAUGCGAGGUCCAAAUGUUCCGUUGUGAGAGAAACGUUUACAGAAACACAUCUGAUAGCUUUAAGCAAUACAAAAGAAUGUGAAAUGUUUCAUGAAACUGAAUUUGAGCAAAUGUCCCCCAUAGUAUUCCCAAAUACAGAUGUUUGGCAAGUGCGCGACAAGGGUAUCGCUCUUUUGGAAAUUAAUCCAACUGCGCAUCAAGUGGACCUUGACAAUUGGGACUAUGUCACUAAACACCUUUUAAUUUUAAAGAAAACGCCGCUUAAAGAGUCGUUGGAUUCACUGGGACAUGGAGGGAAGGAUUAUUUCAACUUAAAGAUUACCGACAAGAAUUUACUCGAAAAAAGUCCGGGACAACUCACUAGUGUAGAGUUUAUCUAUUUGUCGAAGCUAUUUGACGAGUGGCCAUUUAAGCCUGACAUCUAUAUGGACUUUGUUGAUGUGUACCAGGAGGAGGGGCUGCAUUAG